Linum tenue is the source of this 2743-nucleotide messenger RNA. The record is from the annotation of a GenBank genome assembly. NCBI's taxonomy places the organism in Eukaryota, Viridiplantae, Streptophyta, Magnoliopsida, Malpighiales, Linaceae.
AUUUAAGGAAGAAAAAAAAAAAAAUAGAGAGAGAGAUUCGAUCGUAUCGCGCACAAACUCUUCUUCUCUCUCUUACUCUCGAUCUUAACCCAACAAAAACCAGCGUUGCAAUUCUGCGAUUCUGAGCUUAUUCUUCUGGUUCUUGUUCUUCUUCAUCUACCCAAUUUGGGAUAAUCUCGUUCGGUCUAGCAUCCUUCCUCUUCUCUGUUUUAGGGUUCCGAUUGUUGAUUUUACUCGUCAAAUUCCUACUCACAUUCAACGCAUUGCAUUUCCAUUUCCAGUGCCAAUUUCGAAGCUCCUUCAGCUCUCACGUUCGGGUGAUUGAAUUGAAGGAGCACGGUGUGCAAAGAACUCGUCGGCUUGUUGUUGUUCGUUUGAGUUUCGAUUGAAGUUUGGAUGUUUGUUUCGCGGAUGGAUUCCGGGCGGGAAGCCGGCGGUGGAGUUGCAGCAGGGACGGUGUUGAUGCGGUUUGUGUGGCCUCAUGGUGGUCGAAGUGUAUUAAUCACUGGUUCUUUUAACGGAUGGGGCGAGCUCGUCGCCAUGGCUCCUGUUGAAGGUUGUCCUCGAGUGUUUCAAGCAAUUUGCAGCAUAACUCCUGGUUACCACCUGGUGGGUUGGUCUGUGCUCCAGUUUUUCAAUUUUUGUUAUGUAGUUAGAAGUUUCUCCUGGGCAUCUGUAGUAAUUGUUGCUUUUGACAACACAUGUGAGCUUAGUGAAUCGAAUGGCUCAAAUCUCCUCUCUUGUUGAUGAAAAUGUGCAAUCCAAGGCAGUAGAAUAUAUAUUACUUCUUUUUGCUCCCAGAAUUUGUGGUAGAGUAGUUGAUGGAAUAAGUGCAUGAGCUCGGCCCGGAUGUUAAUUUAAAAGAGUUUCGUGUGCGUUUCGGAUUGCACAACUAGCCGCAGAUACGUGCUUUUAAUGGUUGUUUACCUUGAUGAUGAGGUUUUAAUCUGGUUGUUAUCGUGUCAUUUGCAAUAUAGCUUUACUUAUGGUGGUUGCAUCAUGCAGUACAAGUUUUACGUUGAUGGGGAGUGGCGGUAUGAUGAGCACCAAUCUUGGGUAACAAGUGAAUAUGGUCUAGUAAACACUCUCCUCUUCCCAAUGGAUGCCAAUUGCAAUCCUACAAUGGGUUCAGAGUUACAUGCGAACAUGGAGUUGGACAAUGAACACUUUAGGCGUGUGGUUUCACCAACGAUAUCAGAGGCUGAUGUGCAGGCUUCUCGUCAUCGUAUCUCUGUAUUUUUGUCUACACAAACUGCGUAUGAGUUACUUCCAAAGUCGGGCAAGGUGGUUGCAUUGGAUGUCGAUUUACCAGUGAAACAAGCUUUUCAUAUCUUAUACGAACAGGGAGUCCCAAUGGCUCCUCUUUGGGACUUCAGCCGGGGCCAGUUUGUUGGAGUGCUGAGUGCUUUGGACUUCAUCUUAAUAUUGAGAGAGCUUGGCAAUCACGGGUCAAAUUUGACUGAGGAGGAACUUGAUACUCAUACAAUAGCUGCUUGGAAAGAAGGAAAAGCAUAUCUGAAUAGACAAUUUGAUGGCCACGGGAGAGCUGUUACUCGGCAACUCAUACAUGCUGGACCAUUUGACAACUUGAAAGAGGUUGCUCUGAAAAUAUUGCGAAACGAUGUGUGCACAGUCCCCAUAAUCCAUUCAUCAUCAGAUGAUGGAUCAUUCCCCCAGCUACUUCAUCUCGCUUCACUGUCUGGAAUUUUGAAAUGUAUUUUCAGGUACUUCAGACAUGUUUCUGGCUCCUUAUCUGUACUGCAAUUGCCCAUCUGUUCAAUUCCACUGGGCACUUGGGUACCAAAGAUAGGUGAAUCGAAUGGACGACCUUUGGCAAUGUUGAGACCAAGUGCUUCCCUUAGUGCCGCUUUAAACUUAUUAAUUCAUGCUCAAGUAAGUUCAAUACCAAUAGUUGAUGAUAACGAUUCAUUGGUUGAUAUAUAUUGUCGGAGUGAUAUAACUGCUUUGGCAAAGGACAGAGUUUAUACACACAUUAAUCUUAACGAAAUGACUAUACACCAGGCCUUGCAAUUGGGCCAAGACUCGUUUUAUCCAUAUGAGUUGAGAAGCCAAAGGUGCCAGAUGUGUUUACGCUCUGAUUCACUUUUUAAAGUGAUGGAGCGGUUUGCAAACCCAGGUGUAAGGCAAGUGAUCAUAGUAGAAGCUGGGAGCAAACGGGUCGAAGGUAUUGUCACUCUGAGCGACAUUUUCAGAUUCUUGCUCGGUUAGUUCAGCACUACACAGGGGGUGCUCCCAUUUGCAAACACUCCAGCUCAUCCGGGCGGCUUCCAUGGCCCCAGAAUUCCGAUGUAUUACCGAUAUCAACAUGCCUCCUUCCUCUUGUCUGGGCCGACACACAUUGGAGAAAAUCAAGCCCUCAAAGACGAAGGCAAUGCGAUUCGAUUCAGGAGGUUGACAGGUCUUGGUAAUUGGGAAGUUUGUGUGAAAAAUCUUCCUGGCAAGUGGCAACCAGCUACCUCCUGCCAUUUUUUCUCAGCAUUAGGGGUUUUAUUUGUAGGUGAGGAGCAAGAAUGGGUUUCUGUAGUAGUUAAAGCUUAUUGUAUGCCUGCUCCAAGCAGGAGUGGGAGAGGGAGAGAUACCCAGAUCAAGAAAAGUUGAAAAGGGAAAAAAGAAUGGAAGGAGAAAGAGAGAUGGGAAAUUGCUAUUCAUAUGAUUGAUUUAUAGUUUAGAAGUCCCAUAUAAUCUGAUACAUUUGUGAAAGUAAGAAAUAUUGGCUUUUGGU